This is a messenger RNA of Pedinophyceae sp. YPF-701, 1089 nucleotides long. Lineage: Eukaryota; Viridiplantae; Chlorophyta; Pedinophyceae. The record is from the annotation of a GenBank genome assembly.
AUGGUGACGUCUCGGGCGCCGCAGCUGAGCCGCAUGCAGGCGCUCGGCCGCCAGCCGCCGGUGAAGGAGCAGCUGGACGUCGCAAUCGACCCGGCCGCGCGCAUCUUCGAGGGGCUGGGGCCGUGCGCGAUCAACUGCGAGUUCAACCGGCCUCUCACCCUCAUUCCGGUGCGCGUGGAGCGCGGGAGCAGCACGCUCGGCGACGCGGUCACCGCCGCGAAGGAGUACUUGGAGAGAGUGAAGGGCGACGCCAACGAAACGACGCAAACGGAGUCGGGAAUCCCCCGGGUCGAGCUCAUCCGCCGCAUACGGGAGAAGAAGGCGCAGCUCGGCAAGCGCAUCGAGGAGGAGAUGCGCGCCCGCGGACAGAUGCAAACCGAGAUCGCGGCGCGGAAAGCGGAGUUCCUGAAACGGUUAGACGACAUGCAGCGGGCGACGCGCGCGCGGCUGCAGCGGGAGGACAGCUCCGGGCAGGCGCUGAUCGACAUCGCGGCCGCGGACGAGCAGCGCGUCGCGGAGACGCCGGACGGCAAAGCCCGCUACCGGGUGGCGCGGGGGCCACUGCGCGAGUCGCAGCGCGGGGGGCGCGCGUCGUACAUGGGCGAGGAGGAGGUGUAUUCGGAGCCCUCGCUCAGCGGGCUGUCGGACAGCGCGCUCACGGAGAGUCAGCUACUCAAGCGCAAGUUGCAAGAGCACGAGGAGGCCAACCGGGCGCUGCGGGAGGAGCUUGCGGAGCUGCUGGACCCGGAGGAGCGCGAGCUGGAGACGGCGCGCUCCAAGGGCGUGAAGUUCGAUUUUGAUGCGCGGCGACGCAAGCUGCAGGGCGCCCGGAGCGGCCCGCGGGCGGUGAUGACGGCGUUCCGGCGGAACCUGGACCGCAUCAGGGAGGUCGCGAGGGGCCUCGGCCCGAUCCCGAAGCCGUGCGGGUGCCCGCACGCGGACAUGGAGCCUCUCGACGCGCGCUGGCCGGAGGCGUGCGCGGUGAACUGCUACUUGCACGACAACGCAGCGGAGUGGGAACGCCUGAUGACGCGGACGCUCGCCGCCAAGGGCGUGGACGUCAAGAACCUCCCCGGCGGCACGAUGUAG